AUGGUGGUGCCAGCGCGACGCGUGAAGACGGAGUACAUGAAGCGGUUCAAGGAGCCCAAAUGGGAAUCGUGCAGCGCCUGCUACCUAGAGCUGCUGCGCUAUCGCCUCAGCCGCCGCCUCCUGGAGCAGGCGCACCGGCCCUGGCUGUGGGACGGUUGGGAGCAGGACAGCGGUAGCGGCGGCGGCAGCAGCACCGCCGGGUCCCCCUCCCCACCGGGCGCCGGUAGCCCCGCAGCCACGCAGGAAGAAGAAGCAGCAGCGCCAGCGCCGAACGAGCCGGGACGGGCGAGCCCUGAGAAAGAAAAAGAGGAUCAAGAAAAGCAACAGAGUGAAGAGCAAGAAAAAACUGUGGAACACAAUUCUGUGAAGGAAGCAGACAAAACUAGCCGUACAGGACGACGUCCGAGUCGAAGUGCCUUGUCCAGUCGUAAUGAUCGAAGAUCAGCCAAGAGUCCUCCAAAGACAGAUGCACCAAAGGAGAAUAAACAUCCAUUUGCUCUGUAUGGGUGGGGAGAAAGACAGACAGAUACUGGAAGCCAGAAAACGCACAAUGUCUGUGCUUCUGCUUCAGCAAACGAAAUUCACGAAUCUGCUCUACGAGCAAAGAACAGGAGACAAGUGGACAAAAGGAAGCUUUCUCAGAGGCGAGUACGAUCAGCAGAAGCAGAGAAAGCUUGGCAAAUAAAGCCCUCCCCACCAGAUAACCCUUGGAUGACAGAGUAUAUGAGAUGCUACUCAGCAAGAGCUCGGUGA
Indicator indicator is the source of this 753-nucleotide messenger RNA. RefSeq names its product centriole, cilia and spindle associated protein (gene CCSAP). The coding region runs from base 1 to 753 and encodes 250 amino acids. Gene Ontology annotation, biological process: regulation of mitotic spindle assembly. The record is from RefSeq and is a predicted model, not a curated record. Gene Ontology annotation, cellular component: axoneme; spindle; centriole. The transcript is spliced from 3 exons. Gene Ontology annotation, molecular function: microtubule binding. Lineage: Eukaryota; Metazoa; Chordata; Aves; Piciformes; Indicatoridae.